CAGCAAUCGUCAGUUGGCGAGCUGUUCGCUAUCGGUGAAGUUCUUCACUGUAUGUGUGUGAGUGGUUGGCCAAUACACACAGUCUCUGUGUAUGCCGCUUGGAUCGAAAUGGAUGGAUGAAACAAACACAAAAGUAGCCAUGAACACACAAAUCUAUCGUCAUUUGCUUUCUUGCUUGCAAACGGUUCGUACACGUCUCGACAUUCUGCAUGUGUUUAUUUGUUGUAUGUGUUUUAUCGCUCCUCACUUUUUAGCAAAGAAAAAAAGAAAGUUUUUCUUUUUUCUCACUUCUCCUCAUUAUAUCAUAUAUACAUACAUAGACAAUACACACACACACGCAUACAAAGAUUUCAAAAUCUACAUUGAAUUUUUCAGCCCUGUUCGUAACAUUUACGCAAACUGAAAAUUAGUGAAAUGUGAAUAAUAAGGUUCCUUAUUUUUACCCCUUCACCAAAUUAGUAAAAUUUUGGAUCAUCUGAACAAACUUGUUCAUUUUUGCGUUAAUCAUAAAAUUGUGAAAUUCAAAACAAUUGUGAUGCCGAUUCACACAUGCACAUAAACACAACUUGUUUUUAUUUUGUAAAAAUACACGCUGAUUUAAUUUAUGAAACCAAUUUUUCCAAAAACAAAUCCAAUUCAAACUUGAAAAAUUUUUCCAUUUUUCAACAGUUGUUUUUAUUCGAAUAACAAACAUUUGAAUCUGUACUGUUCAUAAAAUAUGUGACUGUGCAUAAAGAGAUAAGGGAAAAAAUCAUUUACACAUUAUAAAGUUAUUUUUUUUCACUUUCAAUGUAUGAAUCAGUCUCAUUUUGAAUGCAUUGACAUUUUUCAUCAUCGAUUGUUACAACUAUUUUUUUCUCGCUUUCCUUUUUUUUUCUUUAUUCUACUACUCAAAAUUGUAUUAUUAAUUAUAUCAUAAUUAAUUAUAUGUUAAAUAGGUAUCAUCCUCAUCAUUGAAGCUCCUCUGACCAUUUAACUUUCAUUGCACAUUUCUCACCCUCAAAAUUCUUGGGGAUUUUUUCAAUGUGGUUGUUGUGCGAUUGUUUUGCUGUCCAAACAUCACAUCAAGUGUUGUCAAUUUGUGUUUUUAUUCGUAUUGAAACUUUGUGGGCAAAAUAUCCACCGACCGAUCCUUAUUCGGGACAAGGAAUCAUUUUAAUAUUCAAAUAACGGAACCUGAAUCAUCAAUAAUCAAAGAUUUCGUCUUCCUUAAUCCCGCUCAUUACCAUCAUCAUCAUCAUCAUCAUCACCAAACAAAAACACGUGGAUUAUUUAGCCAAAUAUUUUAUUGUUCGCUCUCGAUGCAGCAACAUUCGCAAAUAAUCGAACUUAAGGAUAGACUGGUACAAGCACUCGACGAACAAUCAAAUGUAAAAGACAUCAAUGAAGUCAAUCGAAUCAUAUCCAUACUUGAACGUACACAUGUUACCCGGGAAGAUUUGGAGAUAACAAGAUUAGGUAAAUACAUCAAUGGUCUACGUAAAAAGACUACCGAUAAAGAAUUGGCCAAAAGAGCCAAAAAAUUAAUAAAAACAUGGCGUGAUUUAACCGUUGGUGGCAGCAAUCAUUCAACAUCGAGUAAUAAUAUUUCAACACUGACCAGUCCAUUCAAUUCAAAUUCCAUAAGUCCACAUGGAUCAGUUAAAGCAUAUUAUGAUUCAAAGCUUACACCGCCGCCAAGUAGUAAUCAACAUCCGGCCCUGUUACGGGUAAAAACUCAACAUGGAUCACUAACAACAUUAAACGAGAAAUCAAAAAUUUACGGUCGUUCAUUAUCACCGACAGUGUCGCCAAGUAAUAGUAUCAAUCACAGUAGAUUAAAUGUUUCGGUCCGUCCACAAACUCAAACUCAACAAAUUGCUAGUCCAAAAAACGCUACGGAAUCGACCAAUGGUCACAAAAGUCCAUCGUUGAAGAGCCAUCAGCAGCAGAUUAAGAAAUCGAAUCUAACGCCACCACCAUUCACAAAUGGUAUUAGUAGUCCUGGUAUACAAAAUUUCAAAAAUCUAUUCACGAAAGAAACAACAGUUUCACUUAAAGCCGAAUAUCGUCGUCGAACUACACCACCUAUUCAGGCCUAUUCAGAUUCGGCAAUUUCCUCACAACAUUGUAGUCCAAACACCUUUUCUAAUGAUUCCCGAGAUUCAUUUGGCCAUAAUAACCACAAAAAUUCCUAUUCAAAUCAACAUGGAUCGUCGAAUUUUGAUUUCCAUGAUGAUGAUAGUAAUUCAUCACAAUUAUCGAAUCUAAGCAAUGAUUGUUCAGCUAAAUCAGAUGAAUGUUCAAGUUCGAAACGAACAUAUCGUAAACGAAAAUUGGAAGAGAAUGAAAAUGAUUCUUUAAGAGAAAAUUUCAAUUAUGUCAUGAGCUAUGGCGGUCGAAGACCACAAUCAACUCAAGAAUUGAUUGAAAAAUUAAAUGUAAAUCUAUCACCGAAAAUUCUAAAGAAACAUAAUGAUCUAAAAACAUCGUCAUUCUCGGCAUCAUCGUCACCCUGUAUACCACCAUUAUUGACCAAAGACUCUAGUUUAGAUUUGAAAAAAAUUAAUAUUACCAAUAGCAAUAGCAAUACUUAUUAUCGUAAUGGAUAUCAUAAAAAACGUAAUGGUUUCCAUUCCGAAGAGAACUCAUUGGACAGUUUUGAUAAAACCAUUCUGCAUAACAAAUUGAUCCAAGUUCGCCGUUCUCAUAAUGUAGUUGAUGAUGAUGAUGAUGAAGAUGUCCGUGAGAAUUCGAUCUCACCUGAUUCAUCGAAAUUCUGUGAUUUAUAUGCUGGUGAUGAAGAUGAGGAUGACGAAGAUUCAAAUGAUGAUUAUGAUGAUGAUGAAGUUGAUGCAAAUAUAACAACGAAAUCGAAAAAAUCAUCACAUGAUUCGAAUUUCUCAUCGUCUAAGAGUCGAGAAUUUGAUCGGCUUUUUAAUCAUGCACAAAAAAUCGAUCAAGAAAUUCGGGAUAUUUAUUCUAAAUUACCAAAAGUGAAUCCUGAGGAUUUAAAAUUCAUGCAACAAUUCUGUUUUGAUAAUGAUGAUGAUAUCAUCAAUGCAGAGAAUGAAACAACCGAACAACUGCAGCAAACGACUGAAGCAGAUGAUGAAGAAUUUAUCGAAGAAUAUGAAGUUGGUGAACAAGAUAGACAACAAACUGUCACAUCAUCAUCAUCAUCAUCUCCCAACAACAAUGAUAAAGAAACGAGCUUUCUAUAUCAAACAAACAAUUCAAAGUGUGAUAUUUCCAAUUGUGAUAACAACAUCGUUGAUGAAGAGAAAUCUUUUCACGAUGAUCAUUACGAUGGUGAUGGUGAUGAACGACAAUCAUCAUUGUUUGACCAACAAGAAAAUAGUAUUAAUUCUACAAAUAAUAAUGAUGAUGAUGGCGAAUCAAAGAAAAAACUGGUCAAAUUAAUAAUAAGAAAAAGGCGGCGUAAACCUCAACAACAACGGCAAUCAAGCUCAAAUGAUGAUGAACAAAAGCGAAUAGUAACAUUGAUUGAUCGUUUAGCUAAUGAGCAAUGGGAAGGAUUCAACGGUAAUUAUGAUAAAGACGGUGUUUGGCAUGAUUUUAGCGAAAUGACAUCAUCAUACGUAUUGACCGGCGGCGAUGAAAAUUAUCAAACGGAAGAGAAUAUUUUGCAUAUCUUGCCUUAUGUCAAUUGUACAUGGUGAUAUAUAUAUCAAAUUUAAAUCUGAAAUCAAUUAAUUUCAUCGAACAAUGAAAAUGGAUUUUCAUUUUCAUACACACCACUCAUCAUCAACCCUGAUACAUAAACACUAAAUUCUUGAAUAUGCAUCAUUAAUAAACAUCCCUAUUCAAUCAAUCAUUGUCCAUUUAAUGAUGAUGUUUUAAUUAGCCUUAAUUUAUAAUUAAAUUGUUGAAAUCAUCAUAAAAUGAAACACUACCUACAUUCACUCUCAUAUGGUUCAAUUGGUUGGUGUUUGGUGGAUCGUACGCCUAUUUGCCUGUUGUGUUAUGCUCUCUUUAGUGAUAUCGUUUUUCUCUUUCAUCAUCAUUAAUGAUGAUAUGAUUUUAUUAUGUAAAAAGAAAAUUCUUACCUUGUAAAUUCAUUAUCACACACCCACAUGACUGUACUCACCAUUGAAAUCUACAAAAAAAAAAAAAAACAUAGUCAACAUUCAUUAAAAUCACUGGCCAAAUCCGUUUUGGUUUUCUUUGUUAUAUAAAAUAAAUCUCAAAAAAAAAAAUUCA
Messenger RNA from Dermatophagoides farinae (American house dust mite), 4203 nucleotides. The record is from RefSeq and is a predicted model, not a curated record. Lineage: Eukaryota; Metazoa; Arthropoda; Arachnida; Sarcoptiformes; Pyroglyphidae.